GCAGGGUGCUGUGGCAUUUGUGCACGGUCACACGCACAUACCUACUUGCACACACCUCAGUCCCAAGCUAGUCUCCUUCCACUGACUGGCCGAGGUCCCAGACUUCUGGACGGGAGCAACGUUUGAGGCGUUACUGCAAACUUAGUGAGUAGUGCGUAGUUGUAGAAGGUAGUGCAGGUGUACGGAGACAUAGAAGUUUGGAAGUUGGAGUUGUUCAACUUUGAUCGUUGGGUGUCUGCUGUCAUCCAGUUCUUUUUUUAGUGCUUUAUUUUUACCCUGGGCCUGCGUUCUUGCACACCGGACCACGUUUGUGCGCACUUCAAAUCUCUGCCUGCAAGUAAGCGUGUGUGUGUGUAUUCAUCGUUGUGUACUUGAAACCUGACCAUGGCCGACACUGACUUCAAACUGGAGCGCGCUAUCUACGCCGAAGUCUCCGAUGAUGACGAGGAGGUUGCAUUGGUUACGCCUGCGUCCAAACCUGCCAAAUCCACCAAGGUGUCAACCUCAAAACGUGGGGACGAUGUUGAUGACAGUGACUCUGAGGUGGACCUGAUGCUGGGACCCGGUCUCGAUGGAGGCGGAAGUGGAGGAGUUGAGAUGUCAGAGGCCCAGGCUACAGGUAUGAUGGUUCUGGCACUCCUAGAUAAAAUCAUAGGUGUGGUUGACCAGAUCCAGGAGACUCAGACUGGUUUAGAGGCCAAGCAGGAGACCAUGGAGAAGAACAUGACCGGCAUCCAGACCGACCUGGCUAAGCUGGCAAAGAGUCACGUGGGAACUGCUGGGACGGUCAACAAGCUGCUGGACAAGGUGCGGAAAGUGAACGUCAACGUGAAAAGCGUGCGCACGGAACUGGACAAGCAGGCGGGACAAAUCAAAAAGCUGGAGAACAAUGAACAUGAGCUCCUGAAGAGGAAGAACUUUAAAGUCCUCAUCUUUCAGGACAAGGAAAAACCUGUUAAAGGCCCUAAGACGCCAGUGGCUGUUGGAGAAGAAGGAGAGCAGGUGCUGAGUGAAGGUGGAGAGGAAGUUGAAGAAGAGGUGGAGAUUGAAGAGAUCAUUGAAGAAUCUCGUUCUGAUCGCAUUAAACGCAGCGGCCUCCAGAAGGUUGACAAUCUGAAGAAAGCCUUCAGCAAGGAGCAGAUGGAAAAGACCAGACAGAGAACCAAGGACAACCUUGAGAAAACCAGACAGAGAACUAAAGCGAACCUGGAGAAAACACGUCAAAGAACCCGUGAGAACCUGGAGAAGACCAAGAAGAGUUUUGGGAAGAAGAUGGGGAAGCUGGGAACAAAGAUGACGCCCAACACAGAGCGCCGCGAGAAGAUCCGCAGCUCUAGGGAGAAGAUGACUAAGUCGUUGACGCCCGCUCACAAGUACUACGGCCGCUCCAAAUUGACCACCUAUCGUGUACCGCCAUUUACCUUCCACGUGAAAAAGAUCCGCGAGGGUGAGAUGGAGCCCACAUCGGAGCCUGAGGAGCAGGUGGAGGAGAAUGAGGAGGUCCAGGAGAUUCUUGAGGAGGAGGAAGGAGUUGGCCUCGUGUCAAAGGUGGAGGAAGGUGAACUGGUGAAUCUGGACAGCCCGGAAACGGAUGCUUUGCUUGAGGCAGCUGAUCACGCCCGGCUGGUGUUACAGGAUACGGUGAGGCCCAGAGAAAAAGCCAGCCAGUAAGACGAGCCGGAGGAAAAGCUCAAGAUGCGGGGGUCUAGAGAUAAAUGAGGAUAAAUGGAUGUAGGGAACUGGGAUAUGAUUGAGGGCGGAAUAAGAAAGCAAGGAAAUGUGGAAUAGACUGGACCUUUGGCUGAACAUUUUGUUUGUUUGUUGUUUGUUAUUAUAUAUUAGGCUAAACCCCAAGAUUGUGAUUUGUUUUCAACAAUCAGUUUCUAAAACUGACUAAAGAUCACUUUUUAUUGUGUUAAUUUGUCUCUGAAAGGAUUAAGGAAAUUGUUUGGUGUGAUUUUGAAGUUUUCAUAAUCUUGACAUGAUCUUAAUGAACAUAAAAUGUUAUAUAAUAACACAAAGCUGAAUGUGUGUGUGUGAGGGGGUGCAGUCAUAAAAAAGAUUCAUAAAUUCUCUCUUUAAUGUCCUAUUACAUGGGGUAUAAUGUUAACCUAAUUGUGAAUUUGAACACUACCAAGGUGAAGCUAGAUAGUAUUUAUAAAUUUAUAUUAAUGUGUCUACAUUUGAACACGCUGUAUUCUAUGUAAUAUCUUCUGAUACGCAUGACCUCUGAUUUCAAGAGUAUGAAAUAACAGCAGGCCUUGUGCAUCUAUCUGAACAUUUUUAUCAAAGAAUGAAAUGUUGGAAUGAUUUGAAAGUGAAACAGUGCUACGAAUUCAAUUACAAGAAAGGAAGUAAAGAUUAAUGAAUUAACUGUUGACUAACUGACAUUUUCUCUGUUGAUACUGAAGGUUUCACAAUCAUGAAAAGGUGUUUUCUGUUUAGUCACGAAUGUGAUCAUGAUGCGUUAAAUCCUUUAUUCUCUGACUCAGACUUUGUCUAAAUGUUAUUUGAUGUUAUAAUUAUUGAAAUUCCCAUAUGGUGAACAUGUUUAAUCUUAGAUCAAACAGAAUAUCAAUGUGAUUUGAAAAGGUUGUUUUUGGUUACAUUCAUCCUGAGGUAUAUUCAGUAUUUGGAUGAUUCUCGUAUUUGUACAUAUACAGUUUUACAUGCUCGCACCAAGUCUGUUUAUUUUCUUUUUCAUACACAUACAGUACACAAAUGCAGUAUUAGAUAAACAGGGACCUAUAUGGAAAAGUAUUGCUCAUAUUUGUAGUGAUCUACACAGCUGUGUAGUCAGGCUCAUCAUUGACUUUCUGUAUUUGAAUAUUAAACCCAAAUACUAAAUGUCAAAAGAGCCAUAUAUAUGUCAUUUCAUUUAUACAAACAAUACACUGAAAGUACAUUGUUUUUGUAUCAUGUUGAUGAUAUGAUGUAAUAAAAAUAUGAAGUUAAUGUAGCAUGGUCACAGCGAUAGUUUUCUGGAUGUAAUGUUCAAUGAAUGAAGAUAAAUGAAGCUCUACGUAGUUCUUUGUUGCCCUGUGAGGUUUGUUGCUGUAUAAAAUGAUUAGGGGAACAUUGCUUUUAUUAAACAAAUAAAGCUGC
Triplophysa dalaica is the source of this 3105-nucleotide messenger RNA. RefSeq names its product caveolae associated protein 1a (gene cavin1a). The coding region runs from base 385 to 1671 and encodes 428 amino acids. Gene Ontology annotation, molecular function: rRNA primary transcript binding. The transcript has 2 exons. Lineage: Eukaryota; Metazoa; Chordata; Actinopteri; Cypriniformes; Nemacheilidae. Gene Ontology annotation, cellular component: cytoplasm; caveola. Gene Ontology annotation, biological process: transcription initiation at RNA polymerase I promoter; termination of RNA polymerase I transcription. The record is from RefSeq and is a predicted model, not a curated record.